This is a messenger RNA of Eimeria mitis, 216 nucleotides long. RefSeq lists its product as uncharacterized. The transcript has a single exon. The record is from RefSeq and is a predicted model, not a curated record. Gene Ontology annotation, molecular function: ice binding. Bases 1 to 216 code for a protein of 71 amino acids. NCBI's taxonomy places the organism in Eukaryota, Apicomplexa, Conoidasida, Eucoccidiorida, Eimeriidae.
AUGAGUUCAUAUAAAGGCCCUACAGGAGCAGCAGCAACAGCAGCAACAGCAGCAGCAGCAACAGCAGCAGCAACAGCAGCAGUAGCACCAAUAGCAGCAGCAGCAGCAGCAGCAGCAGCAGCAGCAGCAGCACCAGCACCAGCACCAGAAGCAACAGCACCACCAGCAGCAGCAGCAACUGCAGCAGCAGCAGCAACAGCAGCACCUUACCUAUGA